UCCUACGGAUAUAUUUUGGAGCUGGACCUUAUGAAAGCGUGACUUUCUUGACAGAUUUAAAGAUGUCUCUGUUUUGAAGGACAUAUUCAUGUCUUUUUAAAUACGUUCGGUCUUGAAUAUAUCCAGGACGGUUCUGCUGGAUAUAACCACCCACUCUUCCUGCCUCCUGCUGUUUAAUGUUCACCGUGUUACACCCACACAACAUUUCUCCGUUAUAUGAUUUGCUAAUGCUCCUCCACCAUGGCUCCCCCGAGGCUUUGUUUCAUCCCGAGGAAGAAGCUUGGAACAGACGCAGAUGUUAAAUAUGUGUGAUAGGACGUUUCGCACAUUCAGCAGGAUGAUGUUGGCUCGCUGUCUUUCACAGGGGAGAUGUUUUAUGAGAUGCAGGGUGAGUCGUCAAGUGAGGAGACACUACAGCUUCCUUCCAGAUGACGUCAAAUCACUGCGGGCUGUGGUCAACCCCGAUGUAUCCAAGAUCCGAAACAUUGGCAUCAUGGCCCACAUCGACGCAGGAAAGACGACAACCACAGAGAGGAUGCUUUAUUAUUCUGGCUACACACGGGCCCUGGGAGACGUAGACGAUGGCGACACAGUCACAGAUUUUAUGGCUCAAGAGAGGGAGCGUGGCAUCACCAUACAGUCGGCAGCAGUCACGUUUGAUUGGAGAAGUCAUAGAAUAAACCUUAUAGACACCCCAGGACAUGUUGACUUCACUCUUGAGGUGGAGCGGGCGCUUCGUGUUCUUGAUGGGGCCGUUGCAGUAUUCGAUGCUUCUGCCGGUGUUGAGGCUCAGACUCUGACUGUGUGGAGACAAGCAGAGAAGCACCACAUUCCCUGUGUUUGUUUCCUGAAUAAGAUGGAUAAACCUGCCGCCAACCUGAGUUUUUCCAUGGAGAGCAUAAGACAGAAGCUGAAAGCCAACCCAGUCCUCCUGCAGAUCCCUGUUGGCAGCGGCAGGAACUUCAUGGGUGUGGUUGACCUGUUGACCAACCAGAAGCUGAUCUGGAAGCUAAAAUCUAUAGGAGACAAAUCUAUAGGAGAUGAUGGACGAAUGUUUGAAAGCAAACCUCUCGACCAUUCUGAUGAGCCAGAACUCCUGCAGGAGGUCAAGGAGGCCAGGGCAGCUUUAAUUGAACAGGUUGCUGAUUUGGAUGAUGAGUUUGCUGAACUGUUGCUAACUGAUUUUAGUGACAGUUUUGAUGCAGUUCCUUCAAUCAAACUACAAGAGGCUGUGCGGCGGGUGACUCUGGCUCGUAAAGGCGUCCCAGUUCUCUGUGGGAGCUCUUUGAGGAACAAGGGUGUACAACCUCUUUUAGAUGCCAUCGUUGCCUACCUGCCUGCCCCCAGUGAACGGCACCACGACCUGGUGCGGUGGUACAAAGAUGACCUAUGUGCUCUGGCCUUCAAGGUUCUCCAUGACAAGCAGCGUGGUCCUCUGGUGUUUCUCAGGAUUUACUCUGGUACUCUGAAAUCCCAGACCGCCGUCCACAACAUCAACAGGAACAGCAUCGAGAGGAUGAGCAGGCUGCUGGUGCCGUUUGCUGAUCAACAUGUAGAGAUCCCCUCGAUGACGGCGGGAAACAUUGCACUAACUGUAGGACUGAAGCAGACAGUCACAGGGGACACCAUCGUCUCAUCCAAGGCUUCAGCAGCAGCUGCAGCCCGCAGAGCCCACAAUGAGAGUAGCACUGGGAAGAAGCAUGGGGACCAUGCGACCGUGGUGCUUUCAGGAGUGGAGGUCCCUGAUCCUGUCUUCUUCUGCACUAUUGAACCACCCACCAUGGCCAAACAGGCUGAUCUUGAGAAUGCACUGAACAACCUCCAGAGAGAAGACCCCAGUCUUAAAGUGAGGGUAGACCCUGAUUCUGGCCAGACUGUUUUGUGCGGGAUGGGAGAGCUGCACAUCGAGAUCAUCCAUGAUCGAAUCAGAAGAGAGUAUGGCAUUGAAACUCACCUUGGACCUCUACAGGUGGCAUACAGAGAGACUGUUCUCCAUGAGGCCUCGACUACAGAUACACUGGACCGGACAGUUGGCGAGAGAAGACAUGUCGUGACAGUGGAGCUGGCUGUCGGGCCGGCGGACGCGUCCUCUACAACUGCUUCAUGUGACUUAGCAUUCACAAAGGAGGUCGAGGAGAAACUAUCACAGGAACUGAAAGAUGCAGUGGAGAAUGGAGUGCACAGCUCAUAUCUUCAAGGUCCAUUGCUAGGUUAUCCUUUACAGGGUGUAACUACGCUGAUCCAGAACGUCAACAUGGAACCAGGAACUUCUCCAGCCAUGGUGUCUGCCUGCGUGUCCCGCUGCAUGCUUAAGGCCCUGAGGCUUGCAGGAGGUCAGGUCCUGGAGCCAGUCAUGUCCCUGGAGAUGACAGUCAAGGAGGAGCACCUCAGCUCCGUGCUGGGUGACUUAGCCCAAAGACGUGGCACCAUCAGCGACAUCCAGAGUCGUCACGACAACAAGCUGCUGCUAGCAACCGUGCCCUUGGCAGAAAUGAUGGGCUACUCCACCAUCCUGCGAACAAUAACAUCCGGCAACGCCACUUUCUCUCUGGCGCUGGACACUUACGAGACCAUGAACCCUCAGGACCAGAACAUCCUUCUCAAAAGAAUGUCUGGUCUGUUGUGAUUCAUGUUAGCAACUCAAAUAGAUCAGGAACAGGACCAACUGGCUUCUGAGAAAGAGGAACAACUGCUGCCCAAACAGGCUUUUCCAGGUCAUAUCUGAG
Messenger RNA from Paralichthys olivaceus (Japanese flounder), 2726 nucleotides. Lineage: Eukaryota; Metazoa; Chordata; Actinopteri; Pleuronectiformes; Paralichthyidae. The record is from RefSeq and is a predicted model, not a curated record.